CAGUCAAACCUGGCAAUGUGAGGAACAUCAUCCAGCACUUUGAGAACAACCAGCAUUAUGACAGCCAGGAGCCUGGCACGCAGCGUCUCUCCACCGGCAGCUUCCCCGAGGACCUGCUGGAGUCAGACAGUUCCCGCGCUGAGGUCAAGCUGGGCCGCUCGGAGAGCUUGAAAGGCCGGGAGGAGAUGAAGAAAUCCCGGAAAGCAGAAAACGUGCCUCGGUCCCGUAGCGAUGUGGACAUGGAUGCUGCUGCCGAGGCCACGAGGCUUCACCAGUCAGCCCAGUCAGCAUCGUCAUCCGCUUCCAGCCUUUCCACAAGGUCGCUGGAAAAUCCCACCCCCCCGUACACGCCGAAGAUGGGACGCAGGAGCAUCGAGUCGCCCAACCUCGGGUUUGGCGUGGAUCCCUUCCUGCCUCAUCUCCUGGAGGACGAGCAGGGCCAGCUCUCCGACCUGGAACCCGAGCUGGACUCCCAGAACUGGCAGCACACGGUCAGCCGGGAGCUGGUGGCCAACCUGCCGCAGAAGGAGAUCGACCGGCAAGAGGUGAUCAACGAGCUUUUUGCCACCGAAGGGUCUCACCUCCGCAUCCUCCGAGUCCUUGACCUCCUCUUCUACCAGCGGAUGAAGAAGGAGAGCCUGCUGUCCUGGGAAGAGCUGGCGCUCCUCUUCCCCAACCUCCCUGACCUGAUAGAAAUCCACAAUUCUCUCUCCGAAUCCAUGAAGAAGCUCCGGGAAGAAGGACCAAUCAUCAAAGAAAUUGGGGAUCUCAUGCUCUCUCGGUUCGAUGGCCUGGCCAAAGAGGAAAUCCAGCAGGUUGCUGCUGACUUCUGCUCUUACCAAUCCAUUGCCCUGGAGCUGAUCAAAACCAAGCAGCGCAAGGAGACCCGCUUCCAGAUCUUCAUGCAGGAAGCAGAAAGCAAUCCGCAGUGCCGGCGCCUGCAGCUCAAGGACUUGAUCAUCUCUGAGAUGCAGCGUCUGACCAAGUACCCUCUGCUGCUCGAGAACAUCAUCAAGCACACCGAGGCGGGCACCUCGGAGCACGACAAGCUGUGCCGAGCCCGGGACCAGUGUCGGGACAUCCUCAAGUACGUGAACGAGGCGGUGAAACGGGCGGAGAACCGGCACCGGCUGGAAGGCUACCAGAAACGCCUGGAUGCCACCUCGCUGGAGAGGACCAGCAACCCGCUGGCUGCCGAGUUCAAGAGCCUGGACCUCACCUCCCGGCGCAUGAUCCACGAAGGACCCCUCACCUGGCGCAUCAGCAAGGACAAGACCGUGGACCUGCACGUGCUGCUCCUCGAGGAUCUCUUGGUGCUGCUGCAGAAGCAGGAUGAGAAACUGGUGCUCAAGUGCCACAGCAAGACAGCGCUGGGCUCUUCAGACAACAAGCAGACCUUCAGCCCCAUCCUCAAGCUCAACUCGGUGCUUAUCCGCUCCGUGGCCACAGAUAAACGAGCGCUCUUCAUCAUCUGCACGUCGGAGCUGGGCCCCCAGAUCUACGAGCUGGUGGCACUGACAUCCUCCGAGAAGAACAC
Molecule: messenger RNA, 1537 nt
Organism: Eurypyga helias (sunbittern)
Lineage: Eukaryota; Metazoa; Chordata; Aves; Eurypygiformes; Eurypygidae
Product: rho guanine nucleotide exchange factor 11-like
Exons: 12
Biological process (GO): intracellular signal transduction; G protein-coupled receptor signaling pathway
Cellular component (GO): cytoplasm
Molecular function (GO): guanyl-nucleotide exchange factor activity; G protein-coupled receptor binding
Source: RefSeq, a predicted model, not a curated record